CCCUACGCCAACGCACACCAUCCGCAAACCGUCACCGUGGUCACCACCGAGCCGGCCACCGGUUGCUUCCAACUUCCGGACCGAGCUGGCGACAGUUCCAUCCCGACCGUUGACAACUCUUACAAUACCAGAGUUAACCUUAUUGGCCCGAGGCAUGCGUGCCACCGCGGACCACGAAGCCGGACCUUGACCCCGACCGCGACCUUGAGCGUUUGUCGCCCAGUGCCUCUGACCGGCGCGCCGUCCUCCGCGAGAUGCCCUCCUUCCUACCGGAUGCUACCACGGCAAUCGACUCGCAGUCCUCGGGCACCGUGUAUCUCGACGGUGACGCCGAGUACGCUUUAUCCCAAUCCAAGGUCAAUGAACCUAUCGCCCGUCAGCCGCACUCGCAGUCGCACACGUCAAAUGAUAGCUUCGACGGGAGCUCGGCGAAGUCCACCAGCUCGUCCAUCACCUCAGAGACUUCCCUAGAGCCGGACCAGCAGCUUAGCCGCAAUUUGACUUCCUCCCCUCGGAGUAUGAAUUCGCCGCCGACUGCCAUCGCUGGCGGCGGAGAAAACGGGAGGGACACUGUUGGAUCGGUGACCCGCAAAUCACUGCCACUGGACAACUCUGCGCCGCUCGUCGACCGGACAGUACCAUGUUCGACAACCGGAGCGAGAGGCUGCGGUUCCGCCGGUCACAAACAAAACGACCAUGCUCCAUCACACACCACCCCGACCGCCGAGGAGCUCCUCCCGCAGCAGCCUGGGGUUGAGGUAUAUUUGCAUCCCGUCGCCAAGGGAGACGUCCGCACCGUCGAGAAUGGAUCCCCCCGGCCGCCGGCGCCGGUUGCCAGCUCGCCUGCAUCGGCUGCCCAGCACAGUCCGGCGACGAGUCAGAAAAGCCUGAAACCACCUCAUCGCUACUCGUCACCUCCGGUAUACGACCAAGCUGCUGCAGGCCCCUCGGGCGGUCUGCAGUCGCCGACCGUGCCCGGAACCAGGCACCGGCACACCUUGGAAGUCCCCAAGAUCACACCCGCCGGCCGCGGCUCGCGAGACGGGCCCGAUACAGCCGUUUACGCGAGCGGCAGAUUCUCGCCUACCUUGGCGGCGACCGGCCCGCGCAGGGCGUCGCUCAGUUUGGCUAGGAGGACCACGCGGUCCCUGCACUCGGACGGGCCGCGGGACGAGGUUGUCCCGGACGAAGAUGCCCUGCGGUGGGCAGAGGCGUACAGGCAGAAGCGGGCUAGCAAGAGGAGGCGGAGAGAGCUCGAGGAUGACGACAGGGUGCUGGUCGGCACCAAGGUGGACGAGUCGCACGCGAACUGGGUGACGGCCUAUAACAUGCUGACGGGCAUCCGCGUGUCCGUCUCGAGGACCAACGCGAAGGUCGACCGCCCCUUGACCGAUGCCGACUUCGAGGUCAAGCAGAAGUCGACGUUCGACAUUGCCGGAAAUGAGCUCGUGCCGUCAGCCAAGUACGACUUCAAGUUUAAGGACUACGCUCCCUGGGUGUUCCGCCACCUGCGCGCGCUCUUCCGCCUGGAUCCCGCAGACUACCUCAUCUCCCUGACCGGCAAGUACAUCCUGUCGGAGCUGGGGUCGCCCGGGAAGAGCGGGAGCUUCUUCUACUUCUCGCGGGACUACAAGUACAUCAUCAAGACGAUCCAUCAUGCCGAGCAUAAGUUCCUCCGCCAGAUCCUGAAGGAUUACUACCAGCACGUCAAGGAGAACCCCAACACGCUCCUGUCCCAGUUCUACGGCCUGCACCGGGUCAAGAUGCCCUACGGCAGGAAGAUCCACUUCGUCGUCAUGAACAAUCUGUUUCCCCCCCACAGGGAUAUCCACCAGACCUUCGACCUCAAGGGCUCGACCGUCGGCCGGGACUACAAGGAAGAAGACCUGGAGAAGAACCCGAGGGCGACCCUCAAGGACCUGAACUGGCUGCGGCGGAAGCGGCACCUCGAGCUGGGCCUCCAGAAGAAGCAGCUCUUCCUGGCGCAGCUGCAAAAAGAUGUGCGGCUCCUGCAAAGAUUGCAGAUUAUGGACUACUCUUUGCUGGUCGGCAUCCACGACGUGCAGCGGGGCAACGAGGAAAACCUGAGGGACAAGACGCUGCGCGUCUUUAACCCGGGCGGGAACAAUACGCCCGAGGACUUCGACCCUAACUCUGUCCUCAUGCGGACCCCAUCGAAGCUGGAGAAUCAACGCAAGGCGAGGGAGCUGCGGCAGAUGAUCCAGUCCGAGAAGCCGGUGCCCAUGGGCGAGACGAGCAGCAGGAUGCCGGACGAGCUCGAGGAAGGGCACAGCCGGCCGGGCUUCAUCUUCAACCAAGACGACGGCGGCUUCCGCGCAACGCACGAAGACAACGCACCGGGCGAUGAGAUUUAUUACCUGGGAGUGAUCGACUGCCUUACCCACUACGGUAUCAUCAAGAAGAUAGAACAUUUCUGGAAAGGCCUUUCGAGUGAUCGCAGUCAGAUCUCGGCCCUGCCGCCGCAAGAGUACGGUGAGAGGUUCAUCAACUUCAUCUCCAACGUCACCAUGUCACAGGAGGAGGCUCUCCGAGUGGCUCAGGAGCGAGAGGCCGCGCAGGCCGCCGAGCCGGCUGCUGCCGUGCCGCCUGUUCCGAACUAUCAGCCUCCACUGCCGCCUUCCUCUUCGUCAUUGGGCCAGAGGCCGGCCGAUGCGCAACCGGGAAGGGUGGGCACAAUCGGCGAAGAGGAGGACGUACCCAACAGAACUUUGAGGACGGUGGUUACUGGCCCAACCCCGUCCGGCAAGGCCAAUCACGGUCCAAGCGCUUCGGUAUCAGAGCGAAGGGAGACCACUGUUCUGCCGGUGGUGGAAGAAGCUGCCGAAGGCCCGUCGACCGGGGACCGCAGUCGGAAUAGCCGCGUCAGCAGCCUCCUCACCGAGAGCGACGGCCGGCCAUUGACACCUGCUAAGGACGGCGACGAGAUGGAACCGGGCUUUGGUAACCCGCUUCUCGGUGUCCGUAACGGCAGCAAAGGUAGCAACGGCAUGGCACGGCCGCCGCCUACCCCUCCCAAAACCGGGCAGGGGUUCGAUGGACGAGCGAAGCCGGACAGCGCCGACAGCGGAUAUGGGAUCGGAAGCGGCAGCGGCAGCACCAGCGGUAGCAAUGGCGGCCUCAAGAGCCUGACCGGAUCCCAAAAGUCGCUAAACAUCCGACCCCAGAUCAGCCGCGACAGCUUGGAUAAGGCUCUGCCUCCACUGCCAAAAGCGAGCUCGUCCCGUCCGCACAACGUAUCCUAGUCCGAUAACGUCGUGCUCCCGGCG
Messenger RNA from Thermothielavioides terrestris NRRL 8126, 3287 nucleotides. RefSeq lists its product as uncharacterized. Gene Ontology annotation, biological process: phosphatidylinositol metabolic process. The transcript is spliced from 2 exons. The record is from RefSeq and is a predicted model, not a curated record. Lineage: Eukaryota; Fungi; Ascomycota; Sordariomycetes; Sordariales; Chaetomiaceae. Gene Ontology annotation, molecular function: phosphatidylinositol kinase activity. Bases 255 to 3263 code for a protein of 1002 amino acids.